Molecule: messenger RNA, 2534 nt
Organism: Pundamilia nyererei
Lineage: Eukaryota; Metazoa; Chordata; Actinopteri; Cichliformes; Cichlidae
Gene: slc39a14
Product: solute carrier family 39 member 14
Exons: 10
Coding region: 465-1979 (504 amino acids)
Biological process (GO): zinc ion import across plasma membrane; intracellular monoatomic cation homeostasis
Cellular component (GO): plasma membrane
Molecular function (GO): zinc ion transmembrane transporter activity; monoatomic cation:bicarbonate symporter activity
Source: RefSeq, a predicted model, not a curated record
GUGGAAAAAGCCAGUGCGGUCUGUGACGCCACAGUGAAAAUGACCACAUCCUCCACGCGUUCCUGCUGCCAGGGGCUAAAAAGCAAGCGUCCUGUCUGUGUGAACGCCUGAGCAGCGCCGGAUGGAUCGUCCCCACCACAGCUGACAUUUUCACUCCCUGUAUUUGACGUCGCGGUUCGUGUCGGAGCCACGGGAAUUGAAUUGUUGACAGGAAUUGACGUCAAGCCUGAUUUUCUGUCCCUAACAGUGGCACCCGCCCGCUGCACUCCUGAGGACCCUGCUGCUCUCUCCAGACUCACAUUUCUCCCUCCCCACAUCUAUCUCAGCUCCCAAGUUACCCGUGAGCAUUACUCAGCAGGCUGGGAGCCUCAGGGCAGACCGACUGAAACAGCCUCUUUACUCACCGGCUAUCAUUACGCACCUCUGUAGGAAAAGAUCGACGUCCUGCGUCCACUGAAGAAGACAUGCUCAUCUGCUGCCCUCAUGGCCGUGCCGCUACAUCCACCAGCCUCUUUCACUUUGACUUGGCGUUCCUGCUGGCUCUAGCUGUGCUGCUCUGCCAGGUGACGGGUCAGGUGGAGAGUCAGACGCAGUCACCUGCCCAGGUGCUACAGGACUUUCUGUCCCGCUAUGGGGACAACAGCACCAUCACGGUCCCUCAGCUGCGAUCUCUGUUAGCAGCCCUCAGCCAGGGCCAGAGUGAAAGCGACAGCACAGCUGAAACACCAACAACCACACCUCCCCAGUUCAACAGCUCCAAGUGCUUGCCUGCAGACACACUGGCCAUUUACAGCAUGAGCGAGGAGUCGCGGCUGGAUGGCCGGGGUUUUCAGGAGCUGUGCCCCACCAUGCUGCAGCAGCUGGAUGCUGGCAGCUGCAGGGCACAUAAAGGGGAGGAGCAAAGCAGCGACACCUACCCCAGGCCCUCAGACGCUGAAGUUUGGGGCUAUGGGAUCCUAUGCGUGACACUGAUCUCUCUGUGCUCGCUGGUCGGGGCGUGCGUCGUGCCCUUCAUGAAGAAAACCUUUUACAAGCGACUGCUGCUCUACUUCAUAGCCCUGGCCAUUGGCACUCUCUACUCCAACGCCCUGUUUCAGCUCAUCCCAGAGGCCUUUGGAUUUGACCCAAUGGUCGAUUUCUACGUGUCCAAGUCCGCCGUGGUGUUCGGAGGCUUUUACCUCUUCUUCUUCACUGAAAAAGUUCUCAAAGUGCUCCUAAAGCAAAAAAACGGGAGCCACGGCCACAGCCACUACCCCGGUGCAGAUCAUUACUCAACCCCUGACAGGGAUUUGGAGGAGGGGGAGAAGGAGAAGCUGCAGCAGAACGGAGAAGCCAGCAGCCUGGCUCUGGGCAAAGUGGACGCAGGGGAGGGCGAGCUCAUGCUCAGCCCUGCACAGACUCCACAGGACUCUCAGAGUCCAGACAGCGGUGGCCGGUCAGGCACCAGUGGUGGCGGCUGCUAUUGGCUGAAGGGGACGACCUACUCUGAUAUCGGCACGCUGGCCUGGAUGAUCACACUGAGCGACGGCCUGCACAACUUUAUUGACGGCUUGGCCAUCGGGGCCUCGUUCACCGCCUCUGUUUUCCAGGGCAUCAGCACCUCUGUGGCGAUCCUGUGCGAGGAGUUCCCCCAUGAGCUGGGAGACUUUGUGAUCCUGCUGAACGCCGGCAUGAGCAUACAGCAGGCUCUCUUCUUUAACUUCCUGUCGGCCUGCUGCUGCUACCUGGGCAUGGGCUUUGGCAUCCUGGCCGGUAACAGCUUCUCUCCCAACUGGAUCUUCGCCCUGGCAGGAGGAAUGUUCCUCUACAUCGCUCUGGCAGACAUGUUUCCAGAGAUGAACGAGGUGAGUCGUGAGGAAGAGGAUGCAGGCGGCAGCAGCUUCCUCCUCACCUUUGGCAUCCAGAACGCCGGCCUGCUGACGGGCUUCUCCAUCAUGCUCCUCCUGACGACGUACUCUGGACAGAUACAGCUGGGCUAGCAGCAGACUCCUCCAGGAUCACCAUCAGCUGCUGUUGGAGCCCAAACAAAGAGAGGCUGGCUCAAAGUUUCUCCUCUAUUUUUUUUUUCCUCCUGUUCUCAUUUUUCGGGUUCUGGACUUUGGGGAUUUUGGUUGUGCGGCAGGUACGCCCAAUCGUCUUUUGAAGUUAUACGAGAAGCUGCUUUAGUGCAGUUCCUGCAUGCAGAGGGUUCAAGGUCGAGGGUUUGACGGCCCUGUCUCCUCAGCGUUUCAAUCCUUUCUGCACAGCUGCCCUAAAAACGUCCUGAAACAUCAACUGAAGCAGUCGCAAAAGACGGCUAUACUUGAUGUGCAAUACUCACCCAGUCUCUCAGAUGUUUCCCUUUUCGUCAGACUGCUCUCCAGGCGUCUUUCCUCAACCUUCAUCCUCAUCAUCCAUCCUGGUUGAUGCCAUUGAGCCUCCACUCAGGCCAGUUGAGAUUCCUAGCGAGUGUUUAUAUCAUGAAUCCUCUGUGAAAAGCACAAUCAGGUAACAGCAGCUGUACUCCAAACAUCUCUGAUUCCCAGGCACUACAA